CGACCGCCUGCACCGCGGCCACCACCUCUUCCUCCAGGCGGCGGCGGAGCUGGCGAGGGAGCGGAUCGUGAUCGGCGUCUGCGACGGCCCGAUGCUCGCCAAGAAGAAGUAUGGUUACCUGAUACAACCAAUCGAGACGCGGAUGGAAAAUGUCAAGGAUUAUAUCAAGUCUGUCAAGCCGGAUCUUGAGGUUCAUGUCGAACCAAUCAUCGACCCUUAUGGCCCCUCCAUUGUCGAUGAGGCUCUGGAGGCGAUCGUUGUCAGCAAGGAGACAUUGCCAGGAGGGCAUGCUGUCAACAGGAAGAGGGCCGAGAGAGGCCUCACACAGCUGGAGAUUGAGGUGGCGGAACUAGUGCCAGAGAAAUCUACAGGAAACAAGAUCAGCUCUACAGCAUUCAGAAAGAUUGAGGCCGAAAAGGCGCUGCAGCAGCAAAUGCUGGACCAGCAGGAGGAGCAACAAGCAGUUGAGUUGGAGUGCAGGACAUAGCCAGCCAUCCUAUCAUGUCAAGUUCAGCUGGCAGAUUAAUGCAAUUGCAAAUCGUCUACUUACAAGUUCUACUUUACAUACAAAAAAUGUAUAUGAAGGAGUAAUAUAUAUGCAAAAGGAUAGCAGCAGAGCACUUUUUUGGCUCUUGUAAAAAUGGGCACCAAGCUUAAGGAUUUACACAAUUUUCUCAAACAAGUAAUCUAUCUAUCUAUCUAUCUAUCUA
This is a messenger RNA of Triticum urartu, 710 nucleotides long. Lineage: Eukaryota; Viridiplantae; Streptophyta; Magnoliopsida; Poales; Poaceae. The record is from RefSeq and is a predicted model, not a curated record.